AUGUCUAGCGACAAAGAGCCCCAAACCUCCCGGCGCGCUUGCAACCACCCAGUUGGGAACGGGCCAUACGCCGCGCCAGUCAACGGCAAAGGCUGCGGCUGGUGUGACAAUCAGGACAAGUAUGGGUACGGUUCCAGUGUGUGUGGACGCUGCGGCAGGUGUCAUGGCUGUGGGAGCACCAACAACGGCAUCGGGCCUGUCCAGUCUAUUUACUUUGGUGGAAAGUGGGCACUUGGCAAGCUGUUGAAUAAGGGAGACGAGGAGGAGAAGAGGAAGAAGGAAAAAGGAAAGGAUGAGAGUAACUAA
Messenger RNA from Clonostachys byssicola, 306 nucleotides. The record is from the annotation of a GenBank genome assembly. Lineage: Eukaryota; Fungi; Ascomycota; Sordariomycetes; Hypocreales; Bionectriaceae.